Molecule: messenger RNA, 240 nt
Organism: Pseudozyma hubeiensis SY62
Lineage: Eukaryota; Fungi; Basidiomycota; Ustilaginomycetes; Ustilaginales; Ustilaginaceae
Exons: 1
Coding region: 1-240 (79 amino acids)
Source: RefSeq, a predicted model, not a curated record
AUGCUCGGAUGUGCCGAAACAAACUCUUAUCGGAAUCACACGCCACUACUUCGAUUCACAAGAGCCCAAUUUGGCUUGAAGAGCUUCGGAGCACGGGACAUAGCCGGGAUCAAGCCGCUGGACCUCCUCCGAUACGCUCGACGAACACGACGGACGAAUCGCAAGUUUCUACCUUGGGAGCGUCACAGCAACCAGACGGGCUCGCUUCUUCCGCACGCAUCACCGUCGGCUGCCUCCUGA